GGGGUUGGGCAAAAGAAAAUUAAAAAGUCUCUCCUUUGAGUCUGACCUCAGACUUGGCUUCUUCUGCUUCUUCUACUCUCUCCGCAUUUAACGCUUACGAAGUUGAAGAAGAAGAAGAAGAAGAAGAAGAAGAAGAAGAAGAAGGAAGACGACUCUCUCCUUUCGCUUAAGGCUAAUUUGAAGCAAGAGCUUGACGUUCACCGAGAAGCUCUUUUUACUGAAGAACAUAUGGCAGAAAAUGUUAAAGAGCGUGCAGAGCUGGUGAAAUCCAUGGGAGAUAAGCAUGCCAGUGUUAUCAGACCAGCUGCUAGAUACUACUCUGCUAUUAAAGAUGCUAUGGUUUGUGGGAAAGGAAGAUAUACGCUUGUUAAAGACGUGGAUGAUGUUGAAAAUGGAGCGUAUGACAAGCCUCUCCCAUGCUUCGGUUGCGGAAUAGGAUGGUUCUCCUUCCUCCUGGGAUUUGUGUUCCCUCUCUUGUGGUAUUAUGCGACAUUUCUCUAUUUCGGGAACUACUACCGCAAGGAUCCUAGAGAAAGAGCCGGUCUUGCUGCUUCCGCAAUCACUGCGAUGGGAUUCUCCCUCUUGCUACUGGUGAUUGCUGUUUUCAGGUGGUUUUAGUGGCGCUUCUUCUUACUUAUACACACCAUACUCUUGAGCUAAAUAUAUAUAUAUGUAUAAUCUUGGUCCCUUCCUUGUCAAAGGAUUAUAGAGGAGGGACUUAGAUAUAUGGCUGUACAUUCAAUAUAAACCCAAAGUGAAGAUACUAUACCUUAUAUUUACUCAAAUCUCUGUAUCAUCUUCUUCUCAUUAUCUACGUUUGUGUGUACAAAGGAACAGAAUAAAAAUAAACCGAAUAAAUAGUUGUUUCUUUCU
Molecule: messenger RNA, 873 nt
Organism: Brassica oleracea var. oleracea
Lineage: Eukaryota; Viridiplantae; Streptophyta; Magnoliopsida; Brassicales; Brassicaceae
Exons: 6
Coding region: 229-618 (129 amino acids)
Source: RefSeq, a predicted model, not a curated record